AUGAGGCUGCUGCUACUAGUGUCCUCUAUUAUUGUUUCUUUUGUGAGUGGCGAUCACUCUCAACCAGAUACUUGGUCUGCUACGGAUGGACUUGGUCGUGCUCUAGUUAGUCACGAUGAAGUCGGUGACAUAAAAUCGAAUAAAUUUGUCGGUAUUUUCUAUUUUCUGUGGAAUGAAGGUUCCAAGCCUGGUCCAUUUGAUGUGACUAAAAUUUUACAACAAUCAGGUGGUGAUAUUAUCAAUGCUCAGUGGGGACCGUUGUACACAUUUCAUCAUUGGUCUAAACCGUAUUUCGACUAUUAUUUGCAGGAUGAUGAAUUUGUUAUUCGAAAACACGCUCAAAUGUUAGCUGAUGCGGGUAUCGAUACACUAAUCUAUGAUGUGACAAACGGCUAUACGUACGAUAAUAUCUGGGCAAAAAUUGGCGAUGUUUUCACUGAUAUGCGUGCUCAAGGAAUCAAAGUGCCACAGUUCACGUUCAUUGCUUGGACAAAUGGUGCUCAAACUGUUCAACAUCUGUAUAAUGUUUUAUACAGUCAGAACCGAUAUUCAGAUUUGUGGUUUCGAUGGAAUGGAAAACCGCUACUGUUCGCGGAUUUUGAUGGACUUUCACAGCAAUUGAAAGAUUUCUUUACCGUCCGAAAAAGUUGGGCGUGGACAGGUCCAGAUGGUUGGUAUGGCAAUGGCAAUGGGCGAUGGCCGUGGAUUGAUAAUUAUCCACAAGGUUUGGGAAAGAAUGAAUGGGGACAAACAGAGCAAACAUGCGUCGCCAUUGGAGGUCACCCAACAUCGAAUCUCGGCAGAUCAUACGACGGACCGACGCAAACUCAACCAGCCCAAAGCAAUGCUAACGUCGGUCAUUACUUUCAGCAGCAGUGGGAUCGUGCUUUGCAGAUCGAUCCAUCGUUCAUUUUCGUUACAGGUUGGAAUGAAUGGAUAGCGCAACGUUUUGUUCAGACGAACGAGUUAAACAUCCCAUUUCUUGGUAAGCACUGGCCGAUAGGUACGUCGUACUUUGUUGAUCAGUUUGAUCAAGAGUUUAGUCGUGAUGCGGAACCCAUGGCAGGCGGACACGGCGAUAAUUAUUACUAUCAACUCGUCAACUAUAUUCGAAAAUUCAAAGGUGUAAGACGCCCAGAAUUACCUACGGGUCCGAAAACAAUCACCAUCAAUCAAGACUUUUCCCAGUGGCAGGGUGUCGGACCUCAUUACACCGAUGAUUUGUGGGAUAUUCCGUCUAGAAAUCAUCCCCAAUACGGCGCACAACAUGUGCAACUCACCGAUUAUAGUCAGAAGAAUGAUCUUGCGGUAAUGCAGGUAGCUCGCGAUUCGUCAAAUCUCUACUUUUACGCUCGUUCAACUCGUCCGUGGACAAAUGGGAAUCAGUACGUGUGGCUGUAUUUGAACACUGAUAAUAACUACAAUACCGGCUGGUAUGGAUUUGAUUAUGUCGUGGAUGUAGGCGACAGUCGGUUGAAGAAAAAUGGUGGUGGAGGGUUUUGGUUUAACCAGGAAUCAAUACAUGUGGUGAAUAGCGGCGAUAAUGAACUUCAUUUUGCCAUUCCUCAUUUAGCGUUAAACAUUCGUUCGCCGAUUAAUCUUAAAUUUAAAUGGUUCUCAGCUGAUCAGCUGUAUGGAGAUGCAAUGUAUUUUAUCGACAAGGGAGAUUCCGCUCCUAAUGGUCGAUUUACCUAUUCAUAUCAAGCUGAUUUUUGA
Messenger RNA from Didymodactylos carnosus, 1716 nucleotides. The record is from the annotation of a GenBank genome assembly. NCBI's taxonomy places the organism in Eukaryota, Metazoa, Rotifera, Eurotatoria, Philodinida, Philodinidae.